This is a messenger RNA of Neocloeon triangulifer, 1142 nucleotides long. RefSeq names its product protein Star-like. Bases 72 to 1082 code for a protein of 336 amino acids. The transcript is spliced from 6 exons. NCBI's taxonomy places the organism in Eukaryota, Metazoa, Arthropoda, Insecta, Ephemeroptera, Baetidae. Gene Ontology annotation, molecular function: S-adenosylmethionine-dependent methyltransferase activity. The record is from RefSeq and is a predicted model, not a curated record.
UGCUCGUGCACCGUCACCAGCUGAUUUUGUUCAAAUUUUCACAUGGACGUUUUGCACUGAUUUCUGAAAAAAUGCUGAUUCGCCUUUUUUACAAACCAAAUGUGAGUUUUCUUUUGAUGCUCAUAACUGCAAUUGCGUGCAUGGGAUUCGUGAUGCACUUUGUUCAAAACGAAUUCAUCCGCCUGUCUGCUAACUGGGUGAGCAUGAACUCUACGGUGGCCAAUUUGGAUGGUUUAAUCAGGUGGAAGAGCCAAAUCAAUAGAGAGUACGUGCUCAGCUUCGUCAAAUCAACUAUAUCGCUAGAUAUUAGACAAUGGUACACCUAUUCCAAAUCUGAAGUGGACAUGCUGAGCAAAUUACCCCAAGACAGCUCAGAACUCGUAGAACACAUACGGAGAAACUUGCUGGUGCCACCACCGACCGAUCGGAAGGUUUUGGAAGCAAAAGACACCUCCAAAGGUCAAGCCAAAAAAGUAUUACAGUACUUUGGAAAUAAAAGCCACGGGAUUUUUAUUGAAUGCGGGGCAAACGAUGGAAAUUUUUUGUCCAACACAUUGUGGCUGGAAACUGCUAAUAAUUGGACCGGCGUUCUCAUAGAAGCUGAGCAAAACAACUUCAAAGGUUUAAUGGCGGCAAAACGAAAUGCUUGGCUUAUGCCGACCUGCUUGAGUUUGACGCAACAUCCGUCAAUGAUAACGAUGGAAAAAUCCGGUGCCUGGGCGCGCAUAAAAGGAGACACACACGUUUCGGACCCAACGUCUGUUCAGUGCAUGCCGUUGUUUUCAAUUCUGCUGGCUAUCAACCAGACCAUAGACUAUUUUAGUCUCGACAUAGAGGGCCACGAGCUCGAUGUCUUGAGAACUGUGCCAUUUGACCAAAUCGACGUGAAAAUGUGGUCCAUCGAGCACUCGAAUAUUCAAGAAGGGGGUGAUAAAUUAAUGGAUUUUAUGAUCCUGAACGGCUACGAAGCUUUAUCGUCCACCCCUGAGGAGCAGAAAGGGAAGUGGGCGCAGGAGGAUUUCAUUUUUGUCAAGAAAGAUUUUGUUACCGAUUUUAAUGUUCACGCUAUUCACAACCAUUAAAUCUUUUUUGUUCUUUUGUUUCAAUGAAUUAAAUUUUUAACUUGAAUAAAAAAAAAAAAU